This is a messenger RNA of Blastomyces dermatitidis ER-3, 1296 nucleotides long. RefSeq names its product CAMK/CAMK1/CAMK1-CMK protein kinase. Gene Ontology annotation, biological process: cellular response to oxidative stress; protein phosphorylation. Gene Ontology annotation, molecular function: ATP binding; calcium/calmodulin-dependent protein kinase activity. The transcript has 5 exons. The coding region runs from base 1 to 1296 and encodes 431 amino acids. The record is from RefSeq and is a predicted model, not a curated record. Lineage: Eukaryota; Fungi; Ascomycota; Eurotiomycetes; Onygenales; Ajellomycetaceae.
AUGAGCUCCUGGCUCAACAAGUUGCAGGGCCAACCCGACAGCUACGAUAAGAAAUCACAAUAUCGAUUCGGGAGAACCUUGGGUGCUGGCACCUAUGGCAUUGUUCGUGAGGCGGACUGCCCGACUGGAAAAGUCGCUGUGAAGAUCAUUCUGAAGAAGAAUGUAAAGGGCAACGAGCAGAUGGUAUACGAUGAGCUGGAUAUGUUGCAGCGCUUGCACCACCCACAUAUCGUUAGAUUCCACGAUUGGUUCGAGUCUAGGGACAAAUACUAUAUCGUAACACAACUGGCAACUGGAGGUGAAUUAUUCGACAGAAUCUGUGAAUAUGGAAAGUUCACGGAGAAGGAUGCGUCCCAAACCAUCAAACAAGUUCUUGAGGCGGUGAACUAUUUGCAUGAACGCCAUGUUGUGCAUCGAGAUCUCAAACCCGAAAACCUCCUUUACCUUACCCCUGCAGCUGAUUCACCCCUAGUCCUCGCUGACUUCGGCAUUGCGAAAAUGCUCGACAACCCUAAAGAGGUUCUUACAACCAUGGCAGGCUCCUUCGGCUACGCAGCCCCAGAAGUUAUGCUCAAGAAGGGCCACGGGAAGGCCGUCGACAUGUGGUCCAUGGGAGUCAUCACCUACACCCUUCUGUGCGGUUACUCCCCGUUCCGAUCCGAAAGCCUGCAAGACUUGAUAGACGAGUGCCAGAACGGCCGCAUAGUGUUCCACGAACGAUAUUGGCGCGACGUUUCUAAGGACGCUAAGGACUUUAUCAUGGGCCUCCUCGAGCCCGAGCCGAGCAAGCGAGCCACCAGCGAACAAUCUCUGUCCCACCCCUGGCUCAAGGGCGAAUCCGCCAGCGACCAUAACUUGCUACCUGAGCUUAAGGCGUACAUGGCCAAGGCGCGUCUGAAGCGCGGUAUCGAGAUCAUCAAGCUUGCGAACCGCAUCGAGGCGCUGAGGAUGCAGGAGGAAGACGAGGAGGAUAUUCCGAGCAGUGUGGAUGCGCCUGCCGAUUCCUCUGCGGCGGCCGCGGAUAAGGAGGGUGUAGGACAGGCCAACAAGCCAUCUGAGGCUGGUGCUGCUAGUGGUGUUGGUGGCGAUGGUGCAGGAGCAGCAACACUCGCCAAUGCAGCCCCCGCAGGUACACAAGGUGCCCCAACUGACAGGACGAAGAAGAGGAGUCUAAGUAGGAUAGCGCGCGGGCAGAUAUUCCGGGAAGUGGUGCUUGCUAAGGUGCGGGAAAUGAAGGAGGCGGAGCAAAAGGAGCAGGUUGAGCGGGAGGCCAAGGUGAAGGCUGGGUUUAUUUGA